AUGGCGAUCACAUUAGGAUGUGAACUUGCCUGCACCUACUCAGCCCUUAUCCUGCUUGAUGAUGAGGUGACGGUGACGGAGGGCUUGUUUGCAAAGGCUCUGGCCAAUGUCAACAUGGGGAGCCUCAUCUGCAAGGCAGGAGCCGGUGGACCUGCCCCAGCAGCUGGUGUGGCUCUAGGAGGAGGUCCCUCCCUUGUCACCACUGCUGCCCCAGCUAAGAAGAAAGUGGAAGUAAAGAAAGAAUCUGAGGAGUCUGAUGAUGACAUGGGCUUUCUUCGUCUUUUUGACUAA
Messenger RNA from Artibeus jamaicensis (Jamaican fruit-eating bat), 291 nucleotides. RefSeq names its product 60S acidic ribosomal protein P1-like. The coding region runs from base 1 to 291 and encodes 96 amino acids. Gene Ontology annotation, cellular component: cytosolic large ribosomal subunit. Lineage: Eukaryota; Metazoa; Chordata; Mammalia; Chiroptera; Phyllostomidae. Gene Ontology annotation, molecular function: ribonucleoprotein complex binding; structural constituent of ribosome; protein kinase activator activity. The transcript is spliced from 3 exons. The record is from RefSeq and is a predicted model, not a curated record. Gene Ontology annotation, biological process: cytoplasmic translation.